Molecule: messenger RNA, 1461 nt
Organism: Spodoptera frugiperda (fall armyworm)
Lineage: Eukaryota; Metazoa; Arthropoda; Insecta; Lepidoptera; Noctuidae
Gene: P32
Product: complement component 1 Q subcomponent-binding protein, mitochondrial
Exons: 6
Coding region: 107-982 (291 amino acids)
Biological process (GO): cytosolic ribosome assembly
Cellular component (GO): mitochondrial matrix
Source: RefSeq, a predicted model, not a curated record
UGCAAUGGCAAUUUUGUGACACCGGCUCAGGCGUUCUAUUGUAACUUCUGACAUUUUUUCGAAUAAUUUCAAGAAAUAAAGUGACAUUUACAAGGAUUUCAGAAAAAUGAACGGUUUAGGAAGAACCGCCACCCGGCUAAUACAAAACUGCGUCAAAAACACAACGUUGACUGGUGCCUUAGUGAAUCGCGCCCAGGCUCCCGUAAAACGUGAUUUCACCAGGGGAAUAUGGCACAUGAGCUGUUCGCAGAGGAUGGAUGGGUCCGCCACCACUUCAACCCUUCUGCACAAUCACUCCAACACAUGCAGCUGCGGUUGUGGCAUGAAAGCCCUCCACACAAAAGAAACUGAAGUUGAUCCAUCGACUUCCCAACUAAAACCCAGGCCCCUUGGUGAGAGAGAGCUGGUAGAGUUCCUGACUGAAGAGAUUGUCGCCGAGCGCAAAGCACAGAAAGUGAAGGUGCUACCAGCAGAACUUGAAGGUUUUGUUGUCUGUGGAGACGGUGCUGAGGUUGUGCUGUCCAAGAAACUUAAGGAUGAACUUGUCAGAAUCACUUUCAAUGUGAACCACACAGUGGACUCAGAUGACUUGGAGGGAGAGGUGCAGCCAGAGAAGCAGGAGUUUGCAGAGAUGAGGUCACGGCCUCAGUUCGAGGUUGACCUGGUCCGCGGAGACACCACACUUGGGUUCACCUGCUCAUACCUGCAGGAGCCACCACCAGCUGCUGGAGCUGAUGAGUACAAUGAUGUGUUUGGUAUCGAUGAGGUGACCAUCUACAAGGGAGAAUGGAACGACAAAGUGUACGCCGUCGCCGGAGACGUACUUGACGGGUAUCUUUACGACCUUUUGAUGAACCUGCUAGAAGAGAAAGGCAUCAGCAACGAGUUUGUGAACAAACUAUCGGACUUCAGCACGGCGUACGAGCACAGCGCAUACAUCAAGCUCCUUGAAUCUGUGUCCCAAUUCACCAUUGGAAAGUAAUACUAGUAACCCCUAUCUCUGAAAUAAGAACCAUAGGAUCAAAAAUAUGAACAGCUACAAAAUUCAGCCAAAUUUUAUUGAAAUAUCCAUGCAGUUUGGAUGUUAUGUUGUUCCUGUAACUCCAUGUAUGUUGAACAUACAGUAUUCUUUUUGUUAUUACAUAUAAAGUUUUGAGUCUUAUUUUAUCAAUCAACUUUGUUGUGUAACUUUCCAAGAUCCCAUACAGAAGUCAACCGAAUUUAAAUAUUUCUGUGAGAUGUGUCAUAGUAGUAGAGUUAACUGAAAUUUAUUGUAGUUGCUCGCAAUUGUUCAGUCAAAUUCUUGAAAUAUUUUAACAAGCAACUCUCGAACUUGAGGCUGCAAGGAGUGAAGCAUUUAUGCUGUAGACAGCUUUAAAAUAAUUUAGUUGUGUCAUGGUGAUGUUUUGUUUAAUGUUAGUUAUAUGUUAGUUAUUGUCUCAAUAAAAUUGUUCCAAUUUA